Messenger RNA from Acanthosepion pharaonis, 1023 nucleotides. Lineage: Eukaryota; Metazoa; Mollusca; Cephalopoda; Sepiida; Sepiidae. The record is from the annotation of a GenBank genome assembly.
AUGCUCGAACCUCGGUGUCGGUAUUUACUUACUUUCUUCCUAUAUGACAUCUAUCUAUCUAUCUAUCUAUCUAUCUAUCUAAGUUCAUCAUUUUCACUCUUUCUUUUUGCCUUUCAUUUAUUUCUUCUUCUUUUCAAAUUUUUCCUUCCAUUACUUUAUUCUUUUUCUCGCUUUCUUUUUUCUUUCUUUCAUUCUUUUUCUUCAUCUUAUUUUUUAUUCUCCUUUAUUUAUUCUUUUCAGAAUUUUUUUUUCCAUAUUCUUCUUCACUUUAUGAUUUCUCACUCAUUUCUUCCCCCCACCACAUUAUUUCUUCUUCUUCUUCUUCUUCUUCUUCUUCUUCUUCUUCUUCUUCUUCUUCUUCUUCUUCUUCUUUUCAAAUUUAAAUCUCUUCUUCUUCACCUUAUUUCUUUUCCUUUAUUAUUUUCUCGUUAUUUCGUCUUUUUCUUCUCCUCUUCUUCUCCUCCUCCUCCUCAUCUUCUCUUCUCCUCUUCCUCCUUCUCCUCCGACUACUACUUUCUUAAUGCCCUAUUCGUUAUUUUUAAAAUUCUUCAUCUUUUCUUCUCUUUCAUACAAAACGCUUCCCCUCUUCUUCUUCUUCUUCUUCUUCUUCUACUACUACUACUACUACUACUAGUCAUUAUUUUUUUCCAUUCUCUUUUUAUUUCCUCUUCCUUCUUCCUACCCUUUCCCCCCGAAUCCUCUUUUGCCGCCUUUCUUUCUUUCUGUCGUCCCUGGAGUUUUGGGCUGCGCGUCAGCUGGUCGAAGACCGAGUCCGAAGCACGUGGGAGACGGCCACGGUCCACCACUCACCGUCAUCGACAACGACCCGUUCGAGUUCGUCACGUCUUUUCGUCUACCUGGGAUCAGAAGUUUCCAACACCGAUAACCUCCUCACGAGGAUCAACAGAAGACGCGGGCUGGUUGCUGGCCUCUCAUGACGCGACUCAACGCCGUCUUCUCUGUGUUACUAUACAGAGCCGAUACCUAGCCGUUCAAUAUGACCCUUGCCUCGGAGAUCUAUAG